Molecule: messenger RNA, 3105 nt
Organism: Spea bombifrons (plains spadefoot toad)
Lineage: Eukaryota; Metazoa; Chordata; Amphibia; Anura; Pelobatidae
Gene: IL17RC
Product: interleukin 17 receptor C
Exons: 19
Coding region: 7-2295 (762 amino acids)
Molecular function (GO): interleukin-17 receptor activity
Source: RefSeq, a predicted model, not a curated record
ACAGCAAUGACACACAACAUACUGGUUGGAUUUUUGUGGAUUCUUCUCCUAAACAAUGGAACUUGUGAGCCCAGUGGUACUUUUGAGAGGAUCUACUACAGCGAGGAUCAAGUCACCUGCACUGGGAAUUUGUCAUGCACCAUUUCAUCUGUUUGGUGCCUACCCGGAGACAUCGAGGAAGCAACUCAUCCUGUCUUAGUACCAAGGAGCGUGAGGCCGAAGACUGUCCUGCGCUGUAGCAGUGAGGAUUGCCAUCCAUGCGUUCAGGUGGAACUAGACAUGCAUGUCGCCUACCGGUCAGACUGGACCAUGGGCAAGAGUGAAGAUGGCUGUGAAGACUACUACGAAGACAAUGGAGAAGAUGGAGCUUCAUCUGAUGAAGACCUUUGGUCUUCCAGCCCUUGGAAUGACAGCAGUGGUGAGUCUGAUAUUAAUGAACUUGAGCCUUCGCUCUGUGCCAACCUGUUUAUAGCUUAUGUAAUGCCGCCCACGUUAGGAUGUGUUAUGGUGAAGGUCUGGAUGCCUUUAUCUUCUGUUCCAUCGAGCCAGGGAAACACUAGCGUUGAAGUGGGAAAAGUGGUGUUUAACUGUUUGAAUGCCUCGAUAGAUAAUGACAUGGCUCUAAUGUCAUACACCGUACCACGGUACCAAGAGGUUCUGAACAACACGUGUGAAUUACCAGGAUGCAACGUCCUGCGCUUCAUACCGGAGGUGAAGCAAUGCCAAGUUCCUAAUUUGCAGUAUACGGCCGAGGAAUUCGGAAUUUCUGUUGGGAUAACGAAUGGAUCGGAAAAACGCUCCUACGAACUGAAGAUAUUGCAUAAUAAAACAAAGAUAAAACAAGUUACCUUGAAUGGGAAUGAGCGCUAUCACAUUCCAGAAGAAGAUUUAGUGCCGUGCCUAUGUUUCCAAGUUUGGUGGAGCGAUUUGUUUGACGCCCCACGUCCAGAAGACUGUCCAUUUACGAAAUAUGAUCACUUGGAAAAGAAUGUAUGGAAAAAGAGUAACCUGUCGGUGAACCUGCAGAACGAGGUCCUCUUGUAUAAUUUUUCCGCCCCCUGUAAGCUGCCGUCGGUGGAGCUCUCUGUGUGUUGGAAAUACGGCCGAGGGUCUCACUGUCAGGAACUUCCUUCCUCUCGUAGAAAGAUUGAGUCCCAGGGUGCUGAGCCGGUCGGAGAUCUGAAGCUCCACUCAUCCCUCUGCGUCCAGGUGUUCCAGAAAGACCAACGCCGACAUAUUCAGUGUCUGCCUGUCAAUGACUCCCACAGCACAGAGCAAAGAUCUGAAGUCCUCGUGUUGGUAUCGCACCUUCCGGAGAAAAAUGUCUCCUCGCUCUGCCUUAUUGAAAAAGACAACUGUACAGAUUUAUAUAACUCGACGCACCAUAUGGUGAACGGCGCUGGGUUCUUCAAGGAGAAGAUAGUGGAGAACUAUUUUUCUGGCCACUGUAUGAAGAUCUGGAGUAACGGUGGCAAACAAAAGGUUUUUGUCUGCUCGAUGGAUAAGUAUAUGCCACAAAGAUGGAAGGUGUAUUCGGUGAUAGCCUUAUUCUGCGUGCUACUUCUUCUAUACAUAUUCAACAAACAUCUUAGAAAGUGGGUAAAGUUGGCGACUUCGGAAAAAUCACUGGGUGAAAUCUUCAUGGAUCGGAGAGUGUUUAUCGUCUACUCGGCAGAUGACCCAGCUUAUGCAGAGCUCGUGAACGUUCUGGCCACCUCGUUGAAGGAGCUUCGCCUCACGGUGGUUCUGGACCAGUGGCAUCGCGUAGACAUGUGCUCAGUGAACCCAAUGCUGUGGUAUCAUCGACAGAAGUCACUCAUUUGCAAGGAAAAUGGAAUCAUCCUUGUGCUGCUUUCCGAAGAUGCCAACGAGAAGUUCCAUAAGUGGUCUGAUAGGACCUCACAUGAGCUACCCAGCAGAGAUCCAUACUGUGCUUUCGGGGCGGCCCUCAAUUGCAUUCAUCCGGAUUUUCUUGAUGGGUCAGCUGUAGGACGUUAUGUGGUGGCUUCUUUCAGUCGAAUCAGAAUCCCCCAAAUUUUGCAGACUGUUCCUUUUUUUAUAUUACCUACAGAGACGAGGAAACUGCUAAAAGAACUGUCAGGGCCAAACAGAAGGAAACUCAAAAAGAAACAACUGAACCGCCUCUCCGCUGCGGUCAACGAAAGACUACAGAAACUGAGCGAUAAAUAUCAAUGCAACGGGCAUCAGAAGACGGGGUCCAGCGUGUCCAGCAGGGAGACCUUAUCUGUGAACUAUGAGGGCAACGAGCCGGUGGAGAUAUGCCCGUUAAUUUAACUUAUGGGCACUGAAGGUUAUUUAUUAAGAACAAUUUAUGGUACAAAAUGUUAUAAACCCCUUUUGGUUGCCAUGGUGAUAAAACCCUCUUUUCCCAUCAAAAUUCUUCUUUAUAACCUAUUAUUGAAUAUUUUCUAGACCAGUUGGGGCGAAGUUGGUUUUCUUCAUGGAUUGGAAUACAACGAAGAUGUGGAAAAAAUGGGGAAAAAAAGACUAUUUGUGAAUUCAGUACAAAUUUUAUUGUACAUUCAGUACUGAAACCUGAGAAUGUUCAACGAAUCGUUAAGAAAAGCCUCAGUCUCUCCAGAACAUGUCAUUGUCUGUAGCUUAAGUGUCAUGUAAAGAUACAUAGUAACACCGUUGCAUUAAGUGGCUGCUACAACAAUCAUAGACUUCAUGGGAGAGGGUAUCCACUGGCAUUGUCUAAGCUGCAUGGGUUGUGAUUGGAUAAUGGAAAGCCAUUCUCCUCUUCUGAUUGGCAACCUGAUCACUGUAUUCAUCAAGACCUGUAAGCACCUGAUCAGGUUCCCAAGAACCACCGAUCAGAGGACUCUUCAUGAAGAAUUUGGGGAACAUGAACGAAUGAAUGAAUGAAUAAAUGAAUGAACAAAAAUGAAUGAAAGUCACUCCAGUCUUAUAUGUCGUAGAAAACAGUCUCUUCUGCUGAUAUUCAGCUCUCUUAUCUCCUAUAACUCUGUUAUUUAGUUUCUGUGAAACUAUCUGCACACUCAUUGCAGGAAUCCAAUGAAGGGAGGACUCAGGUGGAUCACAUGUUAAGCUAUGUUAACAAUUAAACAUUAAGAUACUUUA